GGUGUAAAGCCUCAGGGCCACGCCUCCUGGGGAACGAUUCUUCGGUUCAAGCACGCAGUGACUCCGGAGCAGAAGCAGCUUGCAUACCAGUCUCACAAAACAGAACAAGCAUGACCAAAUUAUAAUACCAGCGGCUGUGGAAUUUAUUAGCUGAAGGGAGACGCCAGCAAUUGCCCUCUGGUCCAAACUCUCACUUUUUUGUUUUUAUUCGCCGUUAACACAACAAGGAACAAUCUGUUAUCUUUAAUUUUGUGGAGUACUACUCUACGCAUUCUUUGUGGACUACAGGUUUGCAAACUCGAUUUGAUUUUAAGCUCAUGAACAGUAGGAGGCUGUGAAACUCGAGACGAGGAACACAAUAUUUUGCAGCAGCUUGCAGGGGCUGACAGACGAGCAAGGCCAUGGAGGGGGACUGUCUGAGCUGCGUCAAGUACCUCAUGUUCAUUUUCAACUUCUUUAUCUUUCUGGGGGGCUCCUUCCUGCUGGGAGUGGGGAUCUGGGUGCUGGUGGAUCCCGCAGGGUUCCAGGAGAUUGUGGCAGCCAAUCCUCUCCUCUUCACCGGGGCUUACAUCAUCCUGGCCAUGGGAGCCAUGCUGUUCCUGCUGGGUUUCCUGGGCUGCUGUGGGGCCAUCCGCGAGAACAAGUGUCUGCUGCUGUUUUUCUUCAUGCUCAUUCUCAUCAUUUUCCUAGCAGAGCUGGCAGCUGCAAUCCUUGCCUUCAUCUUCCGGGAGCAUCUGACGAGAGAGUACUUCACGAAGGAGCUGAAGGAGCACUAUCAAGGCUACAACAACACAGACGUCUUCACAGCCACGUGGAACGCAUUCAUGAACACAUUCGAUUGCUGUGGAGUGAACAGCCCAGAUGAUUUUGAGGGAAGCCGGUUCAGGCUUCUCUAUCCGGAUGACCUGGUCCCAGAAGCAUGCUGCAAGAGAGACAUCCACACCAGAGGGGGCGCUUUCAUCAGCAAGGAGGAGUGUCUCAUGGGGAACAUGCUGUUCCGCAACAACAAGGGAUGUUACUCUGCUGUUGUGGACUAUUUUGAGAUGUACAUAUACAUUUCUGCGGGCCCUGGCUAUAGUGGUCCUGACUAUUGAGCUCUUUGCCAUGGUGUUCGCUAUGUGCUUAUUCCGGGGGAUCCAGUAGGUGGCGCUGUUUCAAAAAAGACUUUUAAAAGGGGAAAUCAAGAAAUAGUAGAUUCCUUGUAAUGUAAAAAAUAAGAAGAAAACAUUUGUUGAUUUUAAUAAAUUGAUACAUGAAUGACCAAAAGGGUUGUACUUCAGGGCUGGAACUUUGAGGUGCCAAAAACAAAACAGAAAAGAAAGAGAAGAAUGGCUAAUUGAAAGAAGACGAUGGAAGAGGCGGAUUGCAUUGCACUGAUGUUGGGGUGAAGAGGAUUUGAUUUGGAGGAGCAGAGAAAGAGGUCUGCGGUGGUAAAGCAAGACCUGUACCAACCACAGCCUUUGUCCCUUGAUAGAACACAUAGGGCCACUUCAUUCAAACCCAGUGUCACUUUGGAAUCUGAAAAUAUCAGACAGACAGCACUGUAGACUUUGGACAACCUUGCUGAUACUUUCACCAGCUUAAAAUUCAGCUUCUGUGGUGCUCAUUUUAACUUUGUUUUAGUAUUAUUAUUAUUAUUAUUAUUAUUUUUAUUUUUAUUAUGAUGUUAUUUACAAUAAUACUGCUGGAUUUUAGCUGAACCAUAUUAGUCAGUUACAUAUUUUAACAUAUUAUUCCUUAUCAUCAGGCCAUGUAACUUUCACGCUAUAUUCCUGAUGCACUCCACAAAGCAUACACUAACUGAUGUUGCCAUUUAAGGACUGCCUACCACGGCUUUAACUACACUUUAUCACUAUUCCCUUCUCUUGGCAUUAGCAACAUGAUGACUGGUCCCCUCUUUGUUAAACACUGAGUGUUUGCUGUUAUUUUCUUAAUUUAAUUUCGGUUUGUGAACAUUUAUUAAAUAAAGAUGUGUGUUUUUUUUCUGCUGCUUCCACCUCCCCCUCCAUUAAUCUGUCGCUUUGGCCUUGUUCAGGCAACAUGACAAAGCAUUUCCCUGUCAAUUUUAUCUUGGUAAAAGUGCAUACCUUAAAUACUCAGGCUAUACAUACUGAAGCUGUAAGACGUGCAGGUGAUUUCACAGCCUUUCAAUAUCAGGGAUAUUGGGGGGAAAUGUAACUUUAAAAAGCUUGCCCUCCUCCCUCCUGUAUAUCAUCUUUUCUACAAUGAAAACAUAUGUAUGAAUAUAUUAAUAUUGAAUGCUUGAUUGUGCCAUUUUAAAUAUAUAUUUUCCCUUUUGUAUGUACAACUUUGUAUGUAAAAUUGCUCAAAAAUGGCUGGUAACUAUUUCCCAUGUAUAGCCUACCAUUACCCAUUGCUCUAUUUUUUUAAACCACUGAGUCAUUUAACUGAAUAUUUAACUUAAAAUCUCUCAAUCAAAAGCAGGAUUAUGCCAGAGCAGCCUGUAUGUACAGGGAGGUUUCACAAGUCAGGUGGUCACAUGACAUUGAUGUUAUGGCAGAGCAAUGACACAAUGAAGGGUAGCAAUAUCCUCAGAUUACUGCAACCACUGGUCAUGUUGAUAUGGGCACCAUAUGGAGCCCAUUAUCAAGACAACAUUAGGCGCUGUAUGGAGCAUUCCUAUAAGUGCACCUAACACCCUUUCAUGGUUGGCCUCUUUCAAUAUGUUUUUUUUUUUUCCAUUGCAGUACUGCAAAGUGUCCAACUUACUUUAAAAUGACUGUAUUUAUGUCUGUUUCCUAUUGACUGAGCUUCAAUGUACGAAGCCAGAUUGUGAUUUUGAUACUAUGCUUGUAGACUACAGAUGAAUGUGAUUUGUAGGUGACGUUGCAACCCGGUAAUAAAGAGGUUGUCUCAAUAUUCAUUAGCAGUUUCGUAGCUGGUUUCACAAACCUUAUCAUUAAAAUCGAAGUUUUGGUCUGUGAAACCAGCCAUAACACUUUAACCAAAACCCAAAUGAAGUCACUUCCCCCCCCCUGGACAGAGCUUUGUAACUACCAAUGCCAGCUGUGUCUGUAUAUUAUUAUCUUGUAUUUAGUAACUUUAGGAUGUCACUUGCUGUUUGUGAGAGAUGUACACAUUUCAAAAUGGAGCAGCCAAGCACUUAAAUUAUACUGCAUUUCAUUGCUGUUCCUGACUGCAUUUAGACCAACAGUGUUUAUGUUCAUAUACAAGAAAUGUAAAUGUGUUUAAAACAAUAAAACCUGGUUUCUAAAAAUGA
Molecule: messenger RNA, 3241 nt
Organism: Acipenser ruthenus (sterlet)
Lineage: Eukaryota; Metazoa; Chordata; Actinopteri; Acipenseriformes; Acipenseridae
Product: tetraspanin-18-like
Exons: 9
Coding region: 402-1094 (230 amino acids)
Cellular component (GO): membrane
Source: RefSeq, a predicted model, not a curated record